Messenger RNA from Gossypium raimondii (Peruvian cotton), 1368 nucleotides. RefSeq names its product calcineurin B-like protein 4. Gene Ontology annotation, molecular function: kinase binding; calcium ion binding. Bases 215 to 856 code for a protein of 213 amino acids. The record is from RefSeq and is a predicted model, not a curated record. Lineage: Eukaryota; Viridiplantae; Streptophyta; Magnoliopsida; Malvales; Malvaceae. Gene Ontology annotation, biological process: calcium-mediated signaling. The transcript has 8 exons.
UUCCGACCAAAACUCUUAGCGGCGAAUGAAGAACCUGAUUCUUACUAAAGUUUUUACCCCCAGACAUCAGGAAUAAUAAUAAAAAAAUAAAGAUAAACGCAUGGAACCAUAGAAUUCAUGCAAAUUCCAAUUCAAAAUCUUUCACUCCUAUCCAUAGGUCUCUUUUCCUACGUUCAUAUAACCUUUAGACAAGAAAAAACCAAAACCAUUUAAGAUGGGCUGCGUUUGCAUGAAGUGUCGAGUUAAAUAUGAAGAUCCAACCAUUCUUGCUGCUGAAACCUGCUUUAAUGAAACCGAAGUUAAAGCUUUGUACGAGCUUUUCAGACAACUAAGCAGUUCUCUAGUUGAUGAUGGAUAUAUAAGCAAGGAAGAGUUUCUACUUGGUUUGUUCAGAAACAGAAACGAACAAAAUCUCUUUGCAAACAGGAUGUUUCGGUUAUUCGAUGCCAACAAUGAUGGGUUUAUAGGAUUCGGAGAGUUCGUUCGAUCUCUAAGCAUCUUUCACCCAGAUGCUCCUCGCUCCGACAAAGUUGCUUUCGCAUUUCAAUUAUAUGAUAUAUGGCAAACUGGUUUCAUCGAACCUGAGGAGGUAAAGGGCAUACUUUGGACCUCAUUGAUUGGUUAUUAUCAUGAUCCACUGACGAGUGAGGUCAAGGAGAUGAUUUUGGCUCUUCUAAACGAAUCAAACUUGGUCCUUUCCAAUGAUGUGAUCGACGUCAUUGUUGAUAAGACAUUCAAAGAUGCAGAUUCAAAUAAAGAUGGAAAAAUUGAUAUGAAAGAGUGGGAUGAAUUUGUAGCUCGCAACCCAAUUUUGAUGAAAAAUAUGACUAUCCCACAUUUGAUGGACUUGACAUGACAAAUGCUUUUCUUAGUUGCAGAGAUUCGAUAUUAAAAAUGGCACCAUAAAAUCAAAAAAAGUUCAGUAUGGCAAACAUUUGGCCUACUGGCUAACUUAGUGGAACAAAUUCAGAACGCUUUGGUUUUGUUCAUUUUAAAACCAGAAAUUAGUGAUUUAUCAUACAAUUUGGGGAUUCAUAUUUUGGAAGACUCAACGUGAGAUGUGGGACAUGUCAUCCCUUUGGAUCAACUCGAAUCUCUUUAGGUGCAUGUACUUCAAGUUAAACCAAUUCCUUACUUAUUAAUUACUUAAUUAAUAAUUCCUAUACAUGUUGCGACCAUCUCAUCAACUUUGCUGGCUCAAGGCAAAACACACCUCGUGGGCACAUCAUUAACUUGCUGCCAAACUCAACAGCUCUUCUAUAAUUUAAUUUAAGCCUCAUUUUUCGUACUUUUAGUCUAAUUUGUUUUUUUUUUAUAUCAUUUCCCUCUAUCAAAAAGCAUAUAGGUGGAAAUGGUAUAACGAUAUCU